AUGUCCGGCGACGGCGAUGGCGACGGCGACGGCGACCAUACAGCCACGAACGGCUCCUUCGACAACGACCGCAUACCCAGCUCGCACACCACGCAGCAAACGCUCACCAAUAUCGCGAAUGGCGCCCACUUGAAGCAGAAGCGCGCGCGAUCGCAACUAUCCUGUACACCGUGUCGACAGGGCAAGCUCAGGUGCAAUCGUAGCCAUGACCCUGCUUGCGACCAAUGUUUGAAGCGCGACCGCCAGAGCGCUUGUGUAUACGUGCCUCCGCCGGCCAAGCAGAAGCCUACUCAGAACGUAAAAGGGCGAAUAAGACAGCUAGAGAAUCUCGUGGUGGAUCUGAUGAACCAGCAGAACCAAAAUGGCACCGAUGGCAAGAGCGAUCAAGAGAACCAGAAUGCUAGGCGAGAGUCGUCGAAUACUACAAGUGACGUAGAUGGAGCGACCAAGCCAUUUGGACAGAUGAGGAUAAGUAAGAACGAGAUCAGCUAUGUGGGCGAGACCCAUUGGCAAGCAAUUCUACAUGGCAUCUCGGAGCUCAAACGAGAUCUAGGCGAUGAAGCUGAAGAGAACGAAGGAGAGGACGCGGCCGAACACCAACAUCCAGCUCCAGCGCAUGUGCAGCAGCUCAUCGAUUCUGUACCCGAGAAGAAAGUGGCCGAUCGGCUUUUGAGUCUAUGGUUCAAUUCGCCUGACCCCUUCAAGCCCAUCAUUCACGCACCAACCUUCCAAGACGAGUACCGCCGGUUCUGGCGAGAUCCCAAAGACACACCGACUAUGUGGCUUGGUCUCUUUUACGCCAUCCUGUCGCUUGCAGCCUCGUUCGGACUUCGCGACAUCGAUCCAGCAAGCGAACCUGCUCAGAGGAUCCUGAAGCAAGUCAAUCAAUACCACACACUCUCGGCCUCGGCUGCCGUGCUUGGGGACUUUACGAAGCCUAAGCAAUAUACUGUCGAAUGUCUCAUACUGUAUGCGGCUGGGCUGCGAAGCAAUGACGCUUUCGUCAACGUGUGGCUAAUGAUUGGUCUUGUGUUGCGAUUAUGCUUGAGAAUGGGGUACCACAGAGAUCCAGCAAAUUAUCCAGGAAUUUCUGCAUUCGAUGGUGAGAUGCGGAGGCGUGUAUGGGCGAUUAUUAGCAUGAUCGAUGUGCUCAUCUCAUUCCAACUGGGCUUGCCGUCUAUGGUCAAAACCUUGCAAUCUGAUACACAACCGCCACGAAACCUCCUCGAUCGAGAUUUCGGUGCCAACACCAAGGCACUUCCGCCGAGUCGGGGAAUCGACGAACUCACACCCAGCUCUUAUACGAGAGCAAAACUGCAUCUCGUAAGAAUAUUCGCGGAUGCAUCCGAAAUUAGUCAUGCAACGACAUCGCCCUCCUACGAAACGAUAAUGGAUCUCGACCGACGGCUUGAAGAAGGUAAAGCCAUGGUCCCUCCGCUGUUGCAAAUGCCCGACAUCAGCGAACUCGUCACCGACCCCGCCGAGCAGUUGAUGUGCCGCUUCAACCUGGACCUCCUCUACCUCAAGACCAAGAUUGUGCUCCACAGACGAUACAUGGAAAAGCCACUUGCGCAACUCACGCCCCAUGAGCAGACCAUGGGCAUCGGUGUCAGCCGUAAGACUUGCGUCGGUUGUGCUCUUCGGGUGUUGCGCCAUCAUCACACCAUCUACAAUGCUACUCAGGCCGGUGGGCAGCUUGAAAGCGUCAAAUGGUACAUGGGCUCUAUCUCAACACAUGACUUCUUGCUAGCAGCAAUGAUUGUGUGUUUGGAGCUUUCGCAACAG
Molecule: messenger RNA, 1785 nt
Organism: Pseudocercospora fijiensis CIRAD86
Lineage: Eukaryota; Fungi; Ascomycota; Dothideomycetes; Mycosphaerellales; Mycosphaerellaceae
Exons: 4
Biological process (GO): DNA-templated transcription; regulation of DNA-templated transcription
Cellular component (GO): nucleus
Molecular function (GO): DNA binding; DNA-binding transcription factor activity, RNA polymerase II-specific; zinc ion binding
Source: RefSeq, a predicted model, not a curated record